AACACCCAUUCAUGCCUACUUUUCCACAAACUACUUUCCAGACAAAGCAAAAGCCGAUCAAAAGCCAAUUCUUACAUUGACAAAAUCUUAAGUAGCCAAAAAAAAAACAAAAAUAAAAAAAAACUUAAAUUCUGAUAUUUGGAAUUAUUGAAACCGUAGAAUGAGUGAUUUUAAGGACAUACAUAAAUUAUUUGGGCAACAACAACAACAAAGAUCAAUAAUAGCAAUCCCAGCAAAAUCAGGAACAGAGUCAUCAUCCACAUACACCGGAGCUCUAGGAGGCAGCUCCAAUUCUAUGAGCAACCUUUUCACUGAUCCUUUUCCGGAGAGCGAGUUCCGGUCUUUCUCUGACCUCCUUGCAGGAGCCAUCGCUACGCACCUUCCCGCUACAGGGGAGCUGAACUGGAGUAAUAAUAAUAAAGGAGAGAAUAAUGUUAAUGGUGGUAAUGUUGUUGGUGGUGGAUGUUCCAGGUUUAAGGCAAAUAGGCCGGGGAGCUUGCUUUUGCCACCGGUUACGCCGGCGUUUAAUAUUUCUCCUGGGUUUAGCCCUUCUGCUUUCCUCAGCUCACCUACAUUUCUGAGCCCAUUAGGAAUGUCUCCCCAUCAAACCUUGGCUCACAUAACAGCACAAGCAGCACUCUCUCAAGCUCAUCUCAGCAUUCAACAAGCGGACAUAAAUCAACAUUCAUCAUUAGCGGCUUACCAACCAUCACUCUUCAAUACAUGCACAGCAGCUCGGCAGCCUGUGGUAUCGGAACAUCCGAGCCACGACAGGAGGCCUCAAACAAACUUCCCAGUAGCUGUUGAUAAGCCAGCAGAUGAUGGGUAUAACUGGAGAAAAUAUGGGCAGAAGCAAGUGAAAGGAAGUGAAUACCCGCGAAGCUAUUACAGGUGUACCACUCCUAACUGUCCUGUUAAGAAGAAGGUGGAGCGCUCUUUUGAUGGUCAUAUAACUGAGAUUAUCUACAAGGGUCAACACAACCACGAGCGGCCUCUAACAGGAAGACGAGGUAAAGAUAGCAGUCUGCUGCAGCAGCUAUCUGGUAAUACAUCUGAUGCUCAGUUUGGUAACUCCUUGUGGCCGAGAGACUAUGAUUCUGCUCAAUUACCAACCUCUAUGCAGUUAAAUGGACCAAGUGAUAGUGAAGAAUCUGGUGAAAACUCUGAAUUAAUUGAUGAUGAAGAUUGUAAUCAAGAGCCUAAAGCUAAAAGAAGGAAUGGUGGAGUAGGGCAAUGUGAUGGUGGGUUUACACGCACGACCAUGACUGAGCCCAAAAUUGUGGUGCAGACAAGAAGUGAUGUCGAUCUCUUAGACGAUGGAUACAGGUGGCGCAAGUAUGGUCAGAAAGUUGUCAAAGGAAAUCCUAACCCAAGGAGUUACUAUAAAUGUACGACAGUGGGAUGCAAAGUUCGUAAACAUGUGGAAAGGGCAUCAACAGACCAUAGUGCAGUAAUAACAACCUACGAGGGAAAGCACAAUCAUGACAUUCCGGCUAUAAGAGGAAGCACUAGCAGCAUCACUGCGGCUAACCAGCUAGAGGCAACUCAGAUCAAGUUACACAAUAAUAAUCAUCUUAUUGCUCAGGUCAACUUCGGAGCCAACAACAUUCAAAGACCAAUAACUCUCCGCCUAAAAGAGGAGCAACAUGUUAUUACUAUAAUGGGGUGCAUAUCUUCGAAGCGGUCGGGGUCAUCUCCGGCUGCUGUCGAUGAUUUGGAGGGGGAAAUUCGGGUAAAGAGGUCUACGAGUAGACGUCCGGCGGGGCCCGCUAGGUCUACAAGCAGUAAUGGGACCCAACGUGUAUUUGGGGAGACGCAAUCGAUGCCUGCAAAGAAAUAUAGUAGCAAUAAUGAAGGAGAGGGAUCAGUUGGAUUAGGAGAUGAGGACGGAAAUGAAAGAAAUAGGAAAAAGUUGAAAGGAUCAAAAAGCAAAGGCUCAAAUUCGAAUUUUUCAUUAAGCUUACGAUUCGGAUCAUCUAAGAGUCAGGUUGUUGCCGAGCAUACGGCUGCCGGUUGGCCUGCAUGGCUUACGGCUGUUGCUGGUGAAGCCAUUCAUGGCUGGGUUCCUCUACGUGCCGAUGGUUUUGAGAAAUUAGACAAGAUUGGACAAGGUACUUAUAGUAGUGUGUUCAAAGCACGUGAACAUGCAACGGGAAGAAUAGUGGCCUUAAAGAAGGUGAGAUUCGACAAUUAUCACCCGGAAAGCGUGCGGUUUAUGGCAAGAGAAAUUACAAUUCUAAGGAAACUUGAUCAUCCAAAUAUAAUAAAGCUACAUGGUUUAAUUACCUCGAAAGUGUCGUGUAGUAUAUACCUUGUGUUCGAAUACAUGGAGCAUGAUCUUUCUGGCUUGCUCUCUUGCCCUGACAUAACGUUCACCGAACCUCAGAUAAAGUGCUUUAUGCAACAAGUAUUUUACGGGCUAGAUUAUUGCCAUGGAAAAGGUGUAAUGCAUCGAGACAUAAAGACCUCAAAUAUAUUGCUAAAUAAUGAAGGCAUUUUGAAAUUGGCUGAUUUUGGGUUGGCAAAUUUCUUGAAUACAAAAAACAAGCAGCCUAAGCCUCUUACCAGUCGUGUAGUCACAUUAUGGUAUAGACCUCCUGAAUUGUUACUCGGAUCUACUAAUUAUGGAUCCUACGUAGACAUGUGGAGUGCAGGUUGUGUUUUUGCAGAACUGCUCGUUGGCAAGCCUAUUCUUAAGGGUAAAACCGAGGUUGAGCAAUUGCAUAAAAUCUUCAAACUUUCAGGGUCACCACCAGAAGAGUAUUGGAAUAAAUCUAAGUUGCCUCAUGCCUCUAGGUUUAAACCUCAAACUCCUUAUGAAAGUUCACUCCGGGAGAGGUUAAAAACUUUUCCAGACCAUACUAUCAAUUUAUUAGAGACCCUCUUAUCAAUCGAUCCUAUCAAUCGUGGAAAUGCAGCCUCUGCCUUAAACUCUAAGUUCUUCCAUACAAUGCCUUAUGCAUGUGAUCCAUCAAGCUUGCCAAAGUAUCCUCCUAAUAAGGAGAUUGAUGCCAAAUCUCGAGAAGAUUCACGAAGAAGAAGGGCUGGUAAAAAUCAAGAUUCCUCCUCAUCAUCAAGAAUGAAUAGACGAGGGCGAAAAGGAUUGCCGGAGCAAACCAGUGUUAGCAUGUUAGGAAGACCUGGACAAUUAGAGGAAACUCAGGUGAACAGAAAAUAUGCUCGCCGAAACGGGACGAAUGCACUUGUUACUCAAAUAAGAAAGGGUGAUGAUGAGACGUUAUCAAUGGAUAUGAAGUCAGAUGUUUCUCAAGUAACAAAUGCAUCCCAGGGGGAUAUAAUAUUUGGAGGCAAUUAUAAUGGAAAGGCAACAGCUUUAGCAUUGCCACCUAAAAGAAGAUUAGUUAAUAAUGAUGCUAUAAUAUCUACUUCCAAAAAUCAACAUGCUCAUACUAGUAUUGAUCCAUCCAGUGUAUUGUCCGCAAAUAAGAUGUUAGACCAACCACAAGAUGAUUACGAAGACGUCCAAGAUUCAACCAAGAUGUGAAAG
Molecule: messenger RNA, 3508 nt
Organism: Spinacia oleracea (spinach)
Lineage: Eukaryota; Viridiplantae; Streptophyta; Magnoliopsida; Caryophyllales; Amaranthaceae
Product: protein IMPAIRED IN BABA-INDUCED STERILITY 1-like
Exons: 11
Coding region: 161-3505 (1114 amino acids)
Biological process (GO): positive regulation of transcription elongation by RNA polymerase II; protein phosphorylation
Cellular component (GO): cyclin-dependent protein kinase holoenzyme complex; nucleus
Molecular function (GO): DNA-binding transcription factor activity; RNA polymerase II CTD heptapeptide repeat kinase activity; sequence-specific DNA binding
Source: RefSeq, a predicted model, not a curated record